AUGCUCCACUGUACAAGAAGUCACUGUGGAGACCACACCAGAGGAAGAGGAAGCCCAGGAAGCAAAUUUAAAAGAAAGCUUUUUGUGGUUAAUUUGCCUUGGUCUUUGUCUGUUGUUGAUAUCAAGGACCUUUUUGGCCAAUGUGGGACUGUAUCUGAUGUUGAGAUUAUAAAGCAAAAGAAUGGGAGAAGCAGGGGAUUUGCUUUUGUGACAAUGACUACCGGGGAGGAAGCUCAGGCUGCUAUUGAUAAGUUUAAUUCUUAUGAAGUGUCAGGGAGGAUUAUUGGGGUGGAAUUUGCAAAGCGACUUAGGAGACCUCCUCCUCCACGCCCUCCAGGCACUCCUGUCGAUACCCCUGCAGGAGAGACACGCCAUAAGCUUUACAUUUCUAAUCUUGCAUGGAAAGUGAGAGGUAGUCAUUUGAGAGAAUUUUUCUCCACUAAUUUUGACCCAGUUUCGAGUAGGGUUGUCUUUGAUGGCCCUUCAGGAAGAUCUACUGGGUAUGGGUUUGUUUCAUUUGCCACAAGGGAGGAAGCAGAGGCUGCUAUUUCUGCUUUGAAUGGAAAGGAACUAAUGGGUCGGCCGAUUCGUUUAAAGUUCAGUGAAGAUAAGGCUGAUGGAUCUGGAACUGAAAAGAAAGACGAAGAAAGUUCUGAGAUACAACUUGAAGAGAAAUAG
Messenger RNA from Dovyalis caffra, 678 nucleotides. NCBI's taxonomy places the organism in Eukaryota, Viridiplantae, Streptophyta, Magnoliopsida, Malpighiales, Salicaceae. The record is from the annotation of a GenBank genome assembly.